UAUUCUAGAAAUCAUGACAACCUCAGGAAAAGAGAACUUCCGGUUGAAGAGCUACAAGAACAAGUCUCUGAAUCCUGAUGAAAUGCGUCGUAGGCGAGAGGAAGAGGGCCUUCAGCUACGGAAGCAGAAAAGGGAGGAACAGUUAUUUAAGCGGAGAAAUGUUGCUACAGCUGAGGAAGAAGCAGAGGAGGAAGUGAUGUCAGAUGGAGGUUUUCAUGAAGCUCAACUGAACAACAUGGAGAUGACUUCUAGUGCCGUCAUCACCUCUGAUAUGAUUGAGAUGAUUUUCUCCAAUAGCCCAGAGCAGCAGCUCUCAGCCACUCAGAAAUUCCGGAAGCUACUUUCAAAAGAGCCUAAUCCACCUAUUGAUGAAGUGAUCAGCACACCAGGAGUGGUGGCCAGGUUUGUGGAGUUCCUCAAACGAAAAGAAAAUUGUACAUUACAGUUUGAAGCUGCUUGGGUGCUGACAAACAUUGCCUCUGGAAAUUCCCAUCAGACUCGGAUUGUGAUUCAAGCAGGAGCUGUCCCUAUCUUCAUAGAGCUUCUCAGCUCAGAGUUUGAAGAUGUACAGGAGCAGGCAGUAUGGGCACUUGGCAACAUUGCUGGAGACAGUACCAUGUGCAGAGACUAUGUGUUGGACUGCCAAAUCCUACCCACUCUAUUGCAGAUCCCCUCUCCAGAUUCCAUUGACUGGUUCCUGGCUCUUCAUCUUCAGACCCUGCCUACUUUUACAUCUCAGCACAUCCAGGGACAAUUACUUUCAAAACAGAACCGUCUCACCAUGACCCGAAAUGCUGUGUGGGCUCUAUCGAACCUCUGCAGAGGGAAGAAUCCUCCUCCAGAGUUUGCCAAGGUUGCACCCUGUCUGAGUGUACUGUCCUGGCUGCUCUUUGUCAAUGACACAGAUGUGCUAGCUGAUGCCUGCUGGGCGCUGUCAUAUUUGUCUGAUGGACCUAAUGAUAAAAUCCAAGCUGUGAUUGAUGCAGGAGUGUGCAGAAGACUGGUCGAGCUGCUAAUGCACGGUGACUACAAAGUGGUAUCUCCUGCCUUACGAGCAGUCGGGAACAUUGUGACAGGGGAUGAUAUCCAGACCCAGGUAAUUCUGAAUUGCUCAGCUCUGCAGAGUUUAUUGCACUUGCUGAGCAGCCCUAAGGAGUCUAUCAAAAAGGAGGCAUGUUGGACAAUAUCCAACAUUACAGCUGGAAACAGAGCGCAGAUCCAGACCGUCAUAGAUGCCCACAUUUUCCCAGCCCUCAUAAAUAUUUUGCAAACAGCUGAAUUUCGGACAAGGAAAGAAGCUGCUUGGGCAAUAACAAAUGCAACAUCUGGAGGCUCUGCUGAACAGAUCAAAUACUUAGUAGAACUGGGAUGUAUCAAACCGCUCUGUGACCUCCUUACAGUAAUGGACUCAAAGAUUGUGCAGGUGGCACUGAAUGGGCUGGAGAACAUCCUGAGGCUCGGAGAGCAGGAAGCCAAGCGCAGUGGCACUGGCAUUAAUCCCUACUGUGCUCUUAUUGAAGAAGCAUAUGGCCUGGAUAAGAUUGAAUUCUUGCAGAGCCAUGAGAACCAGGAUAUCUAUCAGAAGGCCUUUGAUCUGAUUGAGCACUACUUUGGGUCAGAGGACGAGGACAGCAGUAUUGCCCCACAAGUAGAUCUCAGCCAGCAGCAGUACAUCUUCCAGCAGUGUGAGGCUCCCAUGGAGGGCUUCCAGCUCUGAGGUGCCCCAUGCUAUCUGUUCCUCCACCCAGACAGUCCUCAUGUAAAGCCUUGAGUCACCUUUGGAGUGUUUCCAUAACCCCUUACUGUCCCCAUCUACCUGAGUUCCCUUUCCAUAUACUUCCUUGGGUGCCUCCUUGGAUGCCUUUCUGAGCUGCAUUCAGCCCUGACAUAAAAUGUGUCAGAUUAAAUACUUUGCUUUAUGUGCCAGCCUGGGCAUUGGCAUAUGGAAUGCUUCACAGAUAUUGGAGUAAACUCUGUCCCCUGCAACUACAGCCUCCAGUGGACAUGCUUCCUAGUUACUAGGCACAUUGAACACAACUGAACCUGUCCCCUUACAAAACUAAGCUCCCAUCUGGACUCCACAGGCCACUUCGGAGAUCUGGACUCUCUCAUUCUCUCCUCUCAACCCAAAAAGGACUUAUGAGUAGGUCAGUCUUAUCACCUCCCUAAAAGCGACUUUUGUAACUGGCUUCUAAAAUGGAGAAACUACCACACUGCCCCAUCCCUAACACAGUGUGGCCUCUUUGUUAAAGUUGAAUGCUUCCUAACUUCAUGCUUCUGAUUCUGGUCCUCACUAGCUUAGUCACAGAUGAUAUAUCUCUACCCACUCAUCCACCUUUUACAUUUUUCUGUUCAGCAUAACUUGAACUGGUUUCUGUUCUGUAAAUUACCUUUUGAUGUAAAAUCUUAGCGUGCUAAACUGUCAGCGCGAGGAAGACUCUGUAGUGAUAGGUCUCCUGACUACUUGCAGUCUCAUGAGGUAGAGUUUCCUGUUUAAAAUACCAGCCCACCCCAUAAAAUAGAAACCUCCUGAUCAAGGUCUGUUUAACAAAUAUACUGUGAUACUACAUCCCAUCUUUCCAUUUUCCCCUCACUACUCUCAUGACCCCAGAUGAAUUAGCAUGGAAUACAAGGUUCCUGUAGGCCACACUUGUAAGGCAUUGCUGGGUGCGUGACUGCAGUAAUUUACAGCUGUAGUCAGCCCCUCUGCUAGUAGCAUGUUUUUGACUCUGCAGCCUGCUUGGAUCACAAGCAUGUAAUGCAAAGGUGGCAAUUCAAUUUCUGAAUGUAAUGGAUUCAUUGGGCUACAUUCUCUCAAGCCAUUUGGGACCUUUUGGAAUACACCUUUUCCCCAGAGUAAACGUUUCAAAAGUUGCCCCUACUGCAGUGUCAUGCAUCUGUGGUAAAUCCUAUUGGCAGAACUGUCUACAAGAUCCUUCUUAUGGCUUCAUUCAAUGACAAGCCCCUGCAAGAGCUUCAACCACUCACAGGGUACAGGUUUAAAAAAAGCAUUUAUCAAACUGCUGAAAGGCCAAAGCUUUAACUCUGUGUGACCCCUUCUUUAAACAUAGUCUUCAUUAGAACCUGUGCUUUAGGAUGGAAACUGAUCUGUGAGGGCAUUGAAGAAAGCCACCCUGUUGCCUCCCUUUUGAAUCCAAUCAGCCGCCACCUUCCCUGUUACUUUCUCUAGUGCUGCUUUGUGCUCAAGGAACAUUUACUGCACUUGACCUAUAAAUUGACUUCAAUUCUUUGUAAUUUUAAAGGUUAAAUUAGGUGAUUAAUUUAAAAACAAAACAGAACCCCUCUGUGUUGCCGUUACAUCAUAUGAUAAAUAACUGUUUCUCUUUCUUGAAAGGUAACUUGAACUGUUUCUCUUUCUAGAAGCACUGAUUAGUAGCAAAAUCUUGUUUUGUCAUUUGGAAUUUUUGUGCUAGAUUUUAAAUGUAAAUUACCAAUAACGUCAUUUCUUUAGAAUUUGUUUAAAAUCAUGUACUUUUUUUUGGAUGGUAUGAAAAUGCUACAUAUUUUGUAAACAAGUCUAGGCAAAGU
Molecule: messenger RNA, 3549 nt
Organism: Gopherus flavomarginatus (Mexican gopher tortoise)
Lineage: Eukaryota; Metazoa; Chordata; Testudines; Testudinidae
Gene: KPNA1
Product: karyopherin subunit alpha 1
Exons: 14
Coding region: 14-1717 (567 amino acids)
Biological process (GO): NLS-bearing protein import into nucleus; postsynapse to nucleus signaling pathway
Cellular component (GO): nucleus; nucleoplasm; cytoplasm
Molecular function (GO): nuclear import signal receptor activity; protein binding
Source: RefSeq, a predicted model, not a curated record